GCAGCUGCUGUUUGUGGGGAGCGUUCUGCGAAGGCUUAAUGCCAUUCUGGAAGUGAUCAGGGAAUUUUUAGCAUGCCCCUUGCUGUGAAGGCAAAGUUCUAAAAGCCCUUGUGGAAAAGCGUCAUCCAAGUAUGCAAGCUUUCUUGUGGAGCCUGCAGCCUUUGCAGGCAUUUGCAUGUGCAUGCAAAUAGCGAUAUAUUUUAAAUCGGUUAAUAUCUCUUUCACUGAAAGAACGAGCUAGGAAAAAAAGGCGGAUUAUUGUGUUGUGUAGAACAUGAACCGUUAACGACUGUGUGUAGUUCAGGAGGUAUUUACAGCGUAUGCUACUGUUUCUGGGGUGGAACUUCUUUACCAAUUUGAGACACUCUUCCUUACAGAAUUUAAAUGAAUAUGUAGCUGCAUUAAUUGCGCUGAAGCAAAAAAUGAUUGAUGGAGAUCGUUUGCUGACAGAGUAUCAACAGAAAUGCACUGAGCUUCAGUUUGCUGAAAGGGAGAUCUCUGCUCUUCGUUGCCAAGUGGAGCAGAUGAUACAGAAAAUCCUGCCUCUGGAGAAGUGUCAGGAAGAGUUGGGUUCUUUGAAAGCAGAGUUGGAAGAGAAAAAGAGUUCUCUCAAGAUUUAUCAAGAGAGUCAACUGGAGUAUGUUAGGAUUAAAGAAGAAAUAGUAAAAAGUGAUGCUGCGAGAAAGAAACUGGAAGCAAAAGUGAAGAAACUGGAAGAGGCCGCAGCAAAGCGUACACAAGACUUCAGACAGCUGAAAACUGAAAAGAAAGGACUUGAAAAGGAGCUAAAGAAAGCACAAGGUAGACUUGAUGGUGCUUUUAAGGAGAAGUGCAGAAAGAUAGUUAAACAUGCUGAGACCCAGAGUUCUGGUGAAGAUCUUACAACAGAUAUAGACAAAGAAAAAAUAAAACUCUUAUUGAGAGAGCGCUGGAUGUGUAUUGACGGUGCAACAGGAAAAAGAGAGAAAGAGGAAAAUGAUUACAUCUUGGCUGCUGUUCAGGAUAAGGGACGACUUGAAAAAAGAAGACGCUUUGUUGCAGGAGAAACUGUACAAACCCACCAAAAGAUGAGGAAAUCUGAUGACAAAAUGCUACCUUGGUGUUCUUCACUAGAAAGCGUUGAAAAGCAAAAUUCUGUAACAGCUGUGCAGCCUCGAGUAGGCACGGAGCCUUUUGGAGAUGACCGUCUGGAAAACAGGACUACUGAGGAAGAUCUGCAAGGUUGUACUAACGAUGAUGCUUUUUGUGAGGACAAAACUAUAGAUGUGAUAGUACAGACAGAAGGGGCAAGCAACAGUUCAGACUUUUCUGAUCAGGAGCAAAAAAGCCCAGGUGGAAAUGUGAUGGAUGUACUGAAUUGGGCCAGGCCUCUCCCUGCUCUGCUUUCUCCAGUACAGCUUUCACCACUAGCUACACAGGAUGUAUUGUUUGGAGAGGUCACGGAUUCCAGCGAUGAAGAAGUUGAUUGCAGUGCUUCUGCAGUGGAGUGUAUUUUAGACGAAGGCAGAGUUCAGCCUCAGAGUUGUAAUCUGUUCAGCCUGAAUGAAGCGUCUCUGCAUGGUCUUGAUGCAGAAAUCUCAGGUAACCUGAGAAGGAAUGAAAAGAUUGUUCAUAUUGGUCCAACGAUGCUAAGCAAGGAGGAGAGAGAUGCUGUAGCAGAGCAACCUGAGGCGGCUACUUUAAUUAUGAGCAUGGAAGCUAACAAAGAGCUUUCAGAGGAGAGUUCUGAGAAUGUGGAAACUGAGAAAGAACUAACUGAAGUAACGGCACAUAAAUUAGAACCUGUUCAAGAAGAGAGAGGGAAUGUUGAGGACACGCAUAGUGAAUGUGGAACCUCUUCAGCUGAUAGUAUGUCACACAAUUUCCAGCCUCAGAAUCAGACGGAAGAAUGUAGUGAGGUAGAGCAGAAAGAGGAGAAUGUAGUCUUAAUUGGAUCUGUUGAUUAUGAGUGUAAGCAUGAAAAGCAUGGUGAGUUAAUGAAAGCAGGAGAUGGUUUAUCAGGAGAGAGGGAAACUCCCAUGGCAAUAUCUGUUCCUGAAGAUGUUCACUUGGCACCUGAGCAAGGCAUCUUUGUGCUUCAAAGUGAAGAUUCUGAGGAGAAAUCUAACGUGUUGACGGAGAAUGAAGUAGUUGAAAAUGAAUUCAAAGAUGUAACCAGAGUAAAUAAUAUGGCAAGUGAUGUAGAAGAAAACACAGAACAGGUGAUAAUUGGAGAGGAAGUAACAGCUGCAAUACAGACAGAAGGACUGUGUGCAGAGGCAAAUGACAAGAGGAAGCUCUCUGAAAGCAUGCAGUCUGGUUUCAGUAGUUCUGAAUUCUUCAGUGAAGCAGAGCAUGCUGAAGACCUGACGAUGCAGUGUGAUGGGGGGAAAAGAGGCCUAGAGACUGAGGUAGACACUGGAGCUACUGAGAUCUCUGCUCCUUCUCAGUGCUCUGAAAUAAAAGAUGACAGUGAAGAGAUACUGAAGAAACAAUAUGUGCAUACAGAAAAAUGUAAACUGGAUGAAGAGUGCAAACCAGAAACUUCUAAUAUCUCUAGACAUUACUUACUUGCAUCAGCUACCGAAGGAAUCGGAAAUUCAUUGUAUGUAGAUGACACAGGCAAAAAUGUAGGUGUGGACAGAAUUCCUUGCUCACCCUUUCCAAAAGAUGAUGAACAGCUCAAAAUUCGAGAGGUGAAUACUGCCAAACCUGAGACUGUUGAAUUAGCCCUGAAAUUGAACAAAGAAAAUAUUCUGGAAGUAGCUGAAUCAUCAGAAUUAAUCAAUAGAGCAGAAAAAGGAGUAGUAUUAGAUAUAAAGGAGGGGGAAUCUUUAGAAGUUAAACCGCGCUGGGAAGAAAAAGAUAAUAAUUUAUUGCAAAAAAAGUCAGACUUGGAAAAUCUGGCCCUACCAAACUUCAAAAGUUUGGCCCUACCAAAGGCAGCAUGCGUUAUUGAUGCGGAAAAUGAUGCAGCUAAUUAUGUCCCACCUGUGUUAGAUUUUACAGAACAAAAUGGUGAAAUGAAACAAGCUGAAAACACGUGUAGUACCUUAGAAUGUGGGCUGUCUAAAACUGAGAACUUAAAAGUGAUCGAAUCUCAAGAGACUGAAUUCAAAGUUACACAAGAAGUUUUUGGAGGGGACAACAGUGAGCUGUUAGAAACAGAGAAAGUGAAUACCAUCCAAUCUGUCUUAGCAGAAAGCAAACUUAUUUCUCAGGAACAAUUUGCAAAAUGUGUAAAUCAGUUUUCAGUAACUGAAAAUUUUAAAUGUAGUGAGAUAAAAGGGGAAUUAAAUAAGCCAAGCAAGGAAGUGGUGACUGAGAACCGUCACAGUUCAUUUAACUGUGAAGAGAAUAUUGUGAAGAAGAGAAAUAACACUUCAGCAAUCUUAUGCCAGGCUGCUUCAGAAAAGGAUUUUAACAGUGGACUGGCUUUGCCUACUCAAGAGGUCUUGGAAACAGGCUGUAUAAAUCCUGAAGAAGCAGAUCCUCCUGUUCAAGUGAAAAUUGGCUUAGAAUCCACAGUGCCUACUGAUCCAAAUUUCAGUCUUCAGAAAGUUGGCAGGUUUGAAACUAAUUUCACAGAAAAUGCUGCUUCUGCCCGUAUAUGGGAAAACGGGGGAGAUGAAACGGAUGUUAUGUGUAGUGUGUUUAACUGCUCUUUGGCAAGCUCGGAAGAGGGUUUGGAGAUCUUACCUGCUGAAAAAGAGAAUGCAUGCAAAGAACCAGACUGCCCUGGGAGCGAAUGCACACAGAAAAGCAAAGCGGAAAUUCCGGGUGAGAAGGAACAGCCAGUAGAUGAAGAACCUCAGCCACUGCUAAAAACACAGAUCCUGGGUGCCAACUCCUCUGAUGAUAAUUUCCGCUUCCAAGAGCUUUUUUGUGAAGAAUUAGGAUGCAAGACUUCUGUGGGGGAGGUUGCUACAGAUCCUUCUAGAACUGAUGAACUAACAGCUGGGGGAAAAAGCAAAGAAUUGGACAGUGUUGAGACAUCUGAGAAAAGUGGCAGUGAAAGGUCUGAAAGUGCUUCUGAAAUCCCAGAGCAGAGCAAAGAAUCUGAAGAGGAAGGCUGUCCCAUACAAAAAGACAGGUAUGUCAAAUGGUCUGACUGUGUUCCAGGGUUCAGAGAGGAGUUGAGAGCUUCUGGGACAGCGGUGGGGGAUGGCGAUUACCACCAAGUAUGUAAAUGUCAUUCGACAACGCCCCCCAGAAACACUGUGAUGGCUAGUCAUUUAAAAGCAGAUACUAUAGCAGAUACGGAUGCAUGCUGUGAAACUAACACCUCUUCAAGUACUGUAAAUGAGUUGUCAUCUUUGGUCGGGGAGGGUUAUCCUGAAGACUUACCAUCUACCAGUAAUAAAAGAAAGCUUUUAUUAUUGACCUCUGAAAAUACUGAGGGUGCCUGUGAAUGCAGGGGAGGUUCUAAUACAGCUGGAUGGAAGGAUGGCAGUGAGGAAAGUCUGAUAAAAGCUGGAACUUCAGAAGAAAGCCUUGCAGUGCACAGUGCUCCAAAAAAUAGGUUACCGCUAUGCCAGAUGUUAACGACAUUCUCAGAAACGAACAGUCUGGCUAUAAAAACCAGUGAAUUAAAUACAACGUUAGCACUUAGCAAUUUCUUAGAAGUAAACGAUUCUGGAAAACUUCAGUCAAACGCGGAGCAAAGUCUACUACAUAGUGUUGAUAAGGAGGUAUCAGUGUUUGAAGAAUAUAAUCAUAAUCAAACUCUCACUGUUUGCAACUUGAGAGACAGCAUCACUGAUGUUAUGCUAGGAGGUUCUGAGCCUUCUCGUUGUAGCAGUUGUACCUCUUGUCCUCAGAAGGACUUUCUGAAGAGCGAUGAAAAAAAGUUUUCAGUCAAGCCUCUUCCAAAUCCAGCUCCGUCUGAUGCAGUAUGUGAUUCUCAGGCAGUCAGCCAGCCUUCCGAGUUGCAAAAAGCAACGUGUGAAAAGCCAUGCACGUUGGAGUCAGGAUCUUGUGUGGAUGUUGGUCUCGAAAAGAGCAGUAAAUUGAAGUGCCAAGUGCAAGAACCAUCUGAAGUCUUGACUGUUUCAGCUGAGACAGCUGUCCAAGCAACGCAUGGCAGGCUAUCCAAGAGACUGUUUCAAGGUAAAGGAAGAAAAAAAACCCUCAAAGCUAAACUGACUCAAUCAGUUCUUGCAAAUGCUGAUACAUCUGUACCACUGAAAUGCUCAUCCGAGACUCUAAAUAAAAUCAGACAGGAGAUGGGUCCUCCUCUGCCCCCUUUGCUGCUGCCUUUGCUUGCUACUCCCCCGAGAGCUGUGUAUUCCGCAUCCCCAGUAAUGCCUUCAUCUGUUCAAUCCUCCUUGUUUUCUCCUCUUGAUGAUCUGAUAUCCCCACUCCGUGAAACUCCUGUUCCUCCUCUGAUGUCUCCUUUGACAGAUACUCCCACAGUCAAAUCUGCCCUUUUAUUUUCCCCUCCAUCUCCUUCAGAAGUGGCAGUAGGUAGAAGAAUUCUCUCUUCACCUUUGAAAUUUUGUACUUCCAUUCCAAAGCACGCACUUCCCGUUCCAGGAAGAUUUCCUCUAUUUGCAGCUGAUAGUGCUGCUCCGGUUGUUGCUCAGGAGAACUCUGUGAAAAUACUGGACACUAUGUAUCCAGAGCUAUCUGCAAGGGCAAGAACACUAAACAUUUUGAAAGGCAAUAUUCAGCUUAACCGAAGUGCCCUGUCAGACGGCCAAAAUUUGCCAGGACCUGUGACUCAAAUAGGUGGGUUCAAAGCAAUUGCAUCUACGUCAACUGCUUUUGUUAAAACUGGGAGCAAUUUGAAAUCUGACAGUAGCAAAGAACAACACAAAGACAUGCAAAAUCAGCAGUUGUUUUCCGGCUCACUGAAUCAUCUUGGGAAAAGGACAUUAAUGCCAAUGUCUAUGCCAAGAAGCGCAAAGAGGCUGAGAUUGGACAGUGAACCACCAAAGCUAGAGCCCAGUGACAUUGCUGCUGUUGGAGCUACUGAAAAUAUGAUGUCUGAAGCGCAGGGACCUUUGCACGUCAAGAGCUGUGAAAUCGAUGAUUCAGCACACAGUUCCGGUUCAGAAGCGUCUUUACCCGUAAAGGUGGUUAUUGAUACUGAUUGCCAGAUAGUUACUGUGGCAUUGAAGAAAAUUGCUGAAUCCUGUUUUGACUUGUUGCCUGUUAUUCGAAGUCACGUGUACGUGGGCAAUAUCUCCAAGAUUCCAGUAAUGACAGAUGAAGAGAAAGAAGUUGUCUAUGAAUUUGGUAUCACAAACAAGCAUUUAGCAGAGUCACUGCUGCACACUAUUCUCAGUAAACUCAAGACUCGGAAGACAGCUUCAAAUCGCAAUUUCACUCAGGCUCUCUGUAGAGUUUAUGUAGGAAUUUGUCGGCAGCUGGGAGACUUGGAAAGAGCCCGAUUAUUCAGCUAUAGCUUACUUAAAGAAGACUUUCCAGACUCGGAUAAAUUGAUUUUAUUUGUCACAAAUGUGUGGCCUGACAUAUUUUUCUUCCAAGGCGUGAUUAACAAAGCUAUGCAAUUAGUUAUCAGGCAGCGUGUCAAGGACGAGGUGCUGACCUGUUUGAGUGCUUAUCUCAACUGGGAACAGAGUUCAUCUUUGGAUGCUGGUGUUAUGGUCUCAAGCCUGCUUGUAGAAAUGCAGUCAUGUCCAAAAGUAGAAUUUCAGUCGAGUGAGCGGUAUGGAGAAGAUCUGAAUGAAGAUGCUUGGCAGUACAUAUUUGCUAUUGAUCUACUCUGCUCCCACAUGAAGUGGGGUUGGACACAUGACAAUGUCAUAAGCAAAGUGCUUUGGCCUUCUAUGGAUAAGUGGGUAAAAAACAGAAAAGGUCAUGAAGUGGUCCAGUCCAUUCCUGAUACUGUGAUAGCAUCAACAUUCAGACUAAUUGGUCGACUGGGCCAAAUAGGUUUGAAGGAAGGAUAUCUUUCUGCUGUGAGGAAUGUUAGUUCUGUAAUUGGACUAUUUGUACAGCAUGCAAAAGAAGAAGAUGUGCCCUGGGGAGUGCAGCUGGCAGCCAUAUAUUCAUUGUGUGACUUGGGUUCAAGCAAUCCAGUAGGUAUUGUUGAGGCCAUCCAUGCUUGGAAAGCAACAGCUCUAAAGAGCAUCCCUUUUGCUGUCACGAGUGGCAUAGCUGAAAUCACUUCUGUGUGUAAAAUGGACUUAAGCUAAAACUGAGGGAAACAGGCUGAUCUAAAGGAAGAAGUGCCUUAUUUUACUAAGCAGUAGUUGGUUCCAGUUAAAAACAAUACAAAGAAGAAAACCGGGAGAAAAAUGGUGUGUGGUGUGGGAUUUUUGGCUUUUAGGAUUUUUGUUUUGGGUUGUUUUGUUAUGUUUUACUGAAUGUCUGAUGACACAGCGCAAGCUCAACUGUUUUAUUUCCCCUUUGUGUUCUCCCCUUUUGCAAGGGGAGAGAGGUUUUAAAAAAGCAAAAAGGCUUGCUUUUCCCAAUAACUCGUCAGUGAUCUAAAGCCAGUAGACGUUUUUCUCUCCUGAGAGAUUUAUGGUUUGAUGUCAUUGUUUGUAUUUGUCUUCCCUCAAUAUGGAGCACUGGCUAUUUGCCACAAUAGAAGAUUGAGUCUGGCUGGAAACCUGCUCUAUUAUUUUGUACUUUAUUUAUAAAGUAACUGUUCAGAUAGCAGGACUUUGUCCAGGUUCUGCUUUGUUUUACGUGAGUAGUCUCAUCAAUUUAAUUUAAAAUACUUGUUUAAAGCAAGUAGGAAUUGGCUUUUUAUGUAACAAUCGUGUAUAGAGUAACAGAGGUAUUAAAUCUCUGAAUUUGUAUAUAUGCUAUAUUCUGAUAAUGUGUUUCACAUUUGAUACUGUUCCACUUGAGGAAUUUUGUGCAUGUACAUAGAAAGUUGGUUCAAAAAAGUUCCAGUUUCUAAUGAUAGCUUCACUAUACUCGACAUUUUUGUACCUUUCAUAAUAAAAGAAACAAACACGUUUG
This is a messenger RNA of Struthio camelus australis, 7920 nucleotides long. The record is from RefSeq and is a predicted model, not a curated record. Lineage: Eukaryota; Metazoa; Chordata; Aves; Struthioniformes; Struthionidae.